Messenger RNA from Gryllus bimaculatus (two-spotted cricket), 3021 nucleotides. The record is from the annotation of a GenBank genome assembly. NCBI's taxonomy places the organism in Eukaryota, Metazoa, Arthropoda, Insecta, Orthoptera, Gryllidae.
CGCCUUAUGGGUAAUUUGGAAAGAUGUGAGCAAAGCAAGCGCUGAAUGCUGUGAAGCUGUGUUUCUGCUGGUGCAUCCGAGUAUUUAUGGAUUGAAUAUUGCGUGAGGGACUUCCGAAGUUUGUGUGAAAUGUAGUGUAUUUGAUGUGUUUCAUUCAGCCCUUUUAUAAUAUAAUAGAUAUUCAGUGAAGUUCCAUUUAAUUUUUGCUUAAAUGUUAGGAAUUAACUCUUCUAACCCCGUUUCGUUAAUUCUAUUUUACAAUUUUAUCUUGGUAAAUUCUAUUUUAAUUUUCCCGUAGGCUUGCAUACUGAAUACAUUUUUAUUUGUGAAAAUGUUUAUUUUCUUCAAUGUUUAAAGAAGUUGGUAGUAUAAUUGUGAGUGUGUGUGAUAAAAAUGUUAAAAUUGUUGGUUGGGUUUCCUAAAGGAUGGACAGCUGUGUAUUGUAGGAUCUAUUCAUUUUUGUAAUUUCAAGUUUUAUUUCCUAUGUCAUUUUAUGUACGUUUUUAAAGUACACAAUUUAUUUUGAUGACAGUUACAGUAAUUGCUGUAAAAGUACACAAAUCAAUUUAAUGGACCGUAUUGAGGAAUAUUGCAUUUAAUAGAGUGAAAACGGUGACAGCGAAUCGACUACUUUGUGCGGGAACGAGAAGAAACAAAUUGAAGAAACAUUUAUAACAGUAGGAAAGCAAAUGGGAAUUUAAAAGAAGCAGAAAGUGAAAAUAUGCUACUCGAGUAUUUCAUUAUUUUGUUGUUCUGGAGUUAAUGUACCAUUCUUGAGGUAAUGGUAUCGUGAAUAUUUUAAUUCAGUGUCAUUUCCGGCUUGUAAUUCGUCACCAAACACGAACUCGAGGCUCUGGAAUCGGCAUGAAGAUGGUAAGGCGCUGGUCCCUGGUAUUGCAGAGAAGGUAAAGUGCGUCGAGUGCUGCAAGUGACAAGAUGGUGCGUGGUUGCGCCGCGCGGGGCGUCGCGUCGGAGGAGCCCCGACCCGAACCCGAUGCCGAGCCCGAUUCGCCCCCAGCGCGCCCGCGUCUCGGUCUCCCGGCGACCGACCGACCGGCCGGCCCCGCCUCCGCUACAACCACCGGCGCCGCGGUUGUACAGCGCCGGGCGCUCCGCUCCGCCCCGCUCCGCUCCGCUCCGUCUGUCGCGAGUGGAUGCCCGCCCCGCCCGCGCGGGAUGCCGGCCGGGCAUCCACGGGAGGCCUCGCGCCGCGCCGGGCCGUGCCGCCUUGCCCCAGCAAGGCUUGCCUCCCGCCCUCGGCGGCGAAUGUCGCGUGCCAUUAAAUUCGCUUUUCGCUCGCUCGCCCGCGCGUUGGUUCGCUCGCCGUGACCCAUUCAUUUACUCGAGCUAUCAUGAGCCUUCCUGAAGCAGAGUGGGUGAGGCGCGGCGCGGGAGAUGUCUUCGUGGGAGUCGUCGUCGCGACGUCGCAGCGUGGCCUCCACGUCGCGCCUUCGCAUGGACGCGUACGGCAGCAGCCGCAGGGCCAGCAGAGCGGCGUCGCCCCCGAAGCGGCGCGAGCUGGACUCGGUGAUGAAGAAAGCGCGGCGCGAGGGCGGCGCGCAGAGCAACUACUGGAACAAGAAGCUGCUGGAGGCGGAGGAGAAGGACCCGAACAGAUGGCGCCACAGUGGCUUUAAGGAGUUGUAUGUGAGUGGUGGCAAUUCAUCGCAUGGCUCUCCCAGCAGCGGCCGCCAGCAGCCGGCGCGGCGUGGGGGCGGGGCGUCUCGCUCCCGCAGCCGGUCGGGGGGCCGCGGCCCCCGCCGCCGCUCGCGCAGCGCCAGCGCCGCCCACCUGCCCCGCGGCCGCAGCCCGCGCUCCCGCUCCCGCAGCCGCUCGCGCAGCCACAGCCGGCCGCCCCGCGACCGCGACCGCGACCGGGACCGCGAACGGGAGCGCGACCGCGAACGGGACCGGGAGCGCGACCGCGACCGGGACCGCGACCGGGACCGCGACCGAGACCGCGACCGGGACCGGGACCGCGACCGGGAUCGCGACCGAGAGCGCGAGAGGGAGAGGGAGCGCGAACGAGAGAAGGAGCGCGAGCGCCGACCCCACACGCCGCCCUCGCAGGCGCUCAGGCCGCAGAGCGUGCCGGGGCGCCGCGCCGCCGCCCGCCGCAGCCCACCCGCGGCGUCGCUCUCCGCCAGCUCGCGCUCGCUCAGCAGCUGCUCCGACGAGUCCUGCUCCGUGUGCUCGCCCAAGGCCACGCGCAAGCGCGCGCUGCUGUCGCCCGUCGCCAGGGUGCGCCAGUCGCCCAGAUCCAGAUCCCGGUCGUUCUCGGUGCCUCGUAACCGGCCGGCCACGAGGUCGCCCCUGCCCGUGCGCGCCAAGCGGCGCGAGAGGUCCGGGCCCCCCAGCGACCCGCGCGUGCAGCCCUCCAGCCCCCCGCCCGCGGCGCGCAAGCUCAAGGCCAAGAGGAAAGAGGAGAGAGAGAAGCGUGGCAAGCGGCGCGGGCGGCCGGCGCCGCCGGCGGAGGGCAGCCCCGUGCGCAGGCACAGCUCGCCGCCGGUCUCCUGCUCCGAGGAGAGCUCCACGUCGUCCGUGACGUCCGGCGGCGGCGCGCCCAAGCUGACGCUGUCCGAGCGCUUCGGCAAGAUGGCGCAGUGGUCGGUGGACCGGCGCGACCUGGACGGCGUGCGCAACAUGCGCAUCACCAAGGACUCUGACAGCUCGGACCUGAAGGUGGUGAUAGAGGGCGACCGCUACCGCGCGCUCAGCCCCAUGCCCGUGAGCGACCGCCGCGUCGGCCUGCACUACUACCCGGAGACCAUGCACGCCGCGCCCGUCGGCCUCGACGCCUGGGACGACGUGCGCGUGCGCUACAAGUACUACAAGGAGCGCGGCUACCUGCGCGACCUCACGCUCGACGACUACAUCAAGUGGGAGGAGUGGUGGUACAAGUACCAGGAGUGGCUCGAGACGGAGCGCUACUACGAGCACUGGGCGGCGCUCAGGGCGGGACAGUCCACACGGAGUGGCAAGCUGUGGGAGUCCGGCUCGCGCAAACGGCGGAGAUUAUAA